This is a messenger RNA of Phyllostomus hastatus (greater spear-nosed bat), 2907 nucleotides long. RefSeq names its product transcription factor A, mitochondrial (gene TFAM). The transcript is spliced from 7 exons. The record is from RefSeq and is a predicted model, not a curated record. Gene Ontology annotation, molecular function: transcription cis-regulatory region binding. The coding region runs from base 224 to 964 and encodes 246 amino acids. Lineage: Eukaryota; Metazoa; Chordata; Mammalia; Chiroptera; Phyllostomidae.
ACGUGGGUAGCCACGAAGGCGCCUGCGCCAAUUCUGCCUUUCCCUAGCCUAUCAACCAACAGGAUGUUAUUAGGUUUCCCAUAGUGCCUCGCGAGUGGAGGGGUUUGAUUGCACGCUCCGGAGGGUUGAAUACAGGUUCAGAUUGUCUUUGUUGGGGUUCUCCUGUAGGGCUUGGGUGCACUACGAGAUUGCGGCUUGGUUACUACCUGCUCCGGCGGGUGCAAUGCCACUUCUUCGGGGUGUGUGGGGCGUGCUGAGUGCCCUGGGAAAGUCGGGAGCGGAUCUCUGCGCGGACUGUGGGAGCCGACUGCGCUCCCCUUUCAGUUUUGUAUAUAUACCGAGAUGGUUUUCAUCCACCUUGAGAAGUUAUCCAAAGAAGCCUAUGACUUCAUAUGUUCGCUUUUCUAAAGAACAGCUACCCAUAUUUAAAGCUCAGAACCCAGGUGCAAGAAAUUCAGAACUGAUUAAAAAAAUCGCAGAGCUAUGGAGGGAACUUCCUGAUUCACAGAAAAAAGUAUAUGAAGACGCUUACAAGGCAGACUGGCAGGCAUACAAACAAGAGCUAAUCAGAAUUGAAGAAGAGCUAACUCCAAGUCAGAGGGUAACUUUAGAAAAAGAAAUGAUGCAAAAACGUUUAAAAAAGAAAUCGAUAAUAAAAAAGAGAGAGUUAACACUGCUUGGAAAACCGAAAAGACCUCGCUCAGCUUAUAACAUUUUUAUAUCUGAACGCUUCCAAGAAGCUAAGGAUGGUACCUCACAGUUAAGGCUGAAGGCUGUAAAUGAAAGCUGGAAAAAUCUUACUAGUUCUCAAAAGCAAGUAUAUAUUCAACUUGCCGAAGAUGAUAAAGUUCGUUAUUUUAAUGAAAUCAAAUCUUGGGAAGCACAAAUGGUUGAAGUUGGACGUGAAGAUCUUCUUCGUCGCAAAGUGAAGCCCCCAGCAAAAAGCACUGAGGAGUAUAAAUAGAAGACUGAGUUAUGGUCGUAAUGGAUAGACACAAGAAACCAAUUAGGUGUCCAUGUCUGAAAUUCUUAGAAAAUUAGAAGGAUAAAGUUGGUAAACAUUUUAUACUUAAUUCCUUUUUCUUUAUGCCAUGGACUUCUGCCAGUCCAAUACAUUUUGUAUUGGUAUCUUACUUUGGAAAACUCAAACAUACAAAAGUUCGUGUGAAGUUUAUUUUCUGUUUAGAAACUGCAAAGGAUCAAAAUAAUCCAUGAAGUGCAUCAGUAACCAUUUUACCUUUGAUAAAGGUGACUCAGACUGUGAAGGUUUUUUAUAAUACUUGAUGACUGUGGGAAGGAUAUUCUUGUCUCCUUAUAUUAUGGAGGCAGGGUUUCCUGUUCAGGAGUGUCCCAAAUUGUAGAGCCAUCGUGUUCUAUGAUGAAUAGUGCAUUUUUUAAAAGAGCACCCAGAACUCAUUUAGGUAAAUUCUAAUUCGUAGGUAUAAUUUACAUGCAGGGCUAAUGGUUGUACAGGCAAGGACUUGCUGGGUUCAGUUGCAAGUUUUUGUAUAAAAGUUGGAGAGAUUUGUAAACCUUUUCCUCAUUGUCUGUUUUUCUAAAGUAAAAACUAAGACAUUAUGUUCUAAACCUGUGCAUAUUUUAUAUUGCAUAGAAUUAAAUUUUUGUUUCCUAAUUACAUGUUAAAGGUGAAACAUUUGUUUUACAGCUUUUUUUUCUUUUUAAGUAGAGAUAUGUAUUCUGAAUUAUUUUUUCUCUCAUGUGACUAUUUAUCCAGAAAGUAGAGAACUUGUCUGAUAAAUUUUAAAAUGAGAAAUCCAAAAACAAGUCUCCAAAGUCUCUGGACUUGGAACUUAUUGUUCUGAAACAUUUUAUAGGACAUGAAAGACAUACAGGUGACAGCCAACUCUGGCCCCUGGGCCCAGUUCCUCCCACUGCCUGCUUUUUCAUGGCCUGUGAGCUCAGAAUUUUGUUUACAAUUUUAAAUGGUUAAAACAUAUUUUAAAACAUGAAAAUUAACAUGAAAGUCAAUGUUUAUAAAUAAAGUCCUAUUGGAAUACAGCCAUGCUCAUUCAUUUAUUUUUCAUUUAUGGCUGCUUUUGUGCACCAGGAACAGAGUAGAAUAAUUGCUCCAGAGACUAUGGAGCAAUUAUCUAAAAAUCUUCAAAAUCUAAAAUGUUUACUUUGUGACCCUUUAUAGCAAUAGUUUGCCAACCCAGGGCCUGCAGCAGAGUGUGGGUGACAAGCGUUCCAGUCCAUCGAUGUGUUGGGAUAGGUAUUCUGACGGACUCAGAGGUUCUUAUUUUAGAAUUUGUCAGCGUUGUUUUUAAGAGGAAAGAGGUCAAAUCACAAAAGCCACACCGUUGUCCCACAGUGUUAACACGCAAGAAAAAUAAUCUUGUUUCAAAUUAUGUUGUGUCAUAAUAAAAGAGUUCCAUCUGGUGUGGAAUGAGAAUCUCUUAAAUUAUCUGCUAUGCCUUCAUAAAAUGAACCUUAAGAGUUUUCCAGUUAGCACAUACCGCAAAAACCUUACCAUCUUUUAGCAUUUGUUUAUCCUCUUAAGAGAGUUAAGCAAAAGUUUUCAGAACUCACACCACCUUUUUGAUCAAAGUUAUUCAUCUUUCAUCAUCAGUUCAUAGUAAUAGGGUAACUCAAAAUUUAUAUGUACCCUGUGUUGCACAAACUAUUGAGGAAUUCUCAAUUCCAGAUCUCCAGAAAAAUUUGAAGAUUUUUGUUGUUUGUGGAUAGAAAAUAAGUGAAAAGUCAUGCCUUGUUCUAUACUGAAGUUGAUAAAGGUGUGGACUAUGGAUUAAAGAGAAAAGUGAAACUUAAUAGGAAGCUUAAAAUUGAAGUUGGGUGUUUUCAAACAAGUUUCUCCUGUGGUUAUGAAUAUGGGACAAAGUCUGCUGUUAGAUAGACCCCAUGAGGAGAGGGGCUGGGGGAGAAGAG